AUGGCAUUUGGAGUCGAGAAUAUAACAAGCAAUGUUGUUAUGGAGACUAAAGGCUUAAAUAUUAGCCAAUUACCAUCACUGGUGAUUGAGAAACAUAAUUCAUCUUUGAAAUCGAAGGGUUUGUCUAAUGGAGAUAAGUGCACACAAUAUGGAAAUUCUAGACACGUACAUAAUCGUUGUUUCAAGUUGCAUAGGUAUCUAGAGUGGUGGCAUGAGUUGCAAGCUAAGAAGAAAAGGGACAUCACAACACUUAAGAAUGGUACCGGUAAAGUGGUUGUAGUUACUAUCGAGUCUCAACUUUCAAAUAUUCCUCCACCUCAAUAA
Molecule: messenger RNA, 324 nt
Organism: Lathyrus sativus (Indian pea)
Lineage: Eukaryota; Viridiplantae; Streptophyta; Magnoliopsida; Fabales; Fabaceae
Source: the annotation of a GenBank genome assembly